ACUGAUCCUGUAGAUGUGGCAGCACAUUUAAAAUUAAUGGGAGAAUCCUUAUGUAAUAUUGGUAUGAGAUUACAGGAAACUAAAGGUCAUAUGGCUGUUCAAGGUGGACUCUCAGUGCUUUUGGACUCAUUAAUUUGUGCUUGUGGACCUCUUAUGUGCUUAACCCAGCAACUGUAUGAAUUGAAUGGUUGUGACCGUAAUACUCAUGCUAAGACAUUAGACAAUAUAGCCUAUAUAAUGCCAGGACUUUAA
Molecule: messenger RNA, 252 nt
Organism: Lottia gigantea (owl limpet)
Lineage: Eukaryota; Metazoa; Mollusca; Gastropoda; Lottiidae
Exons: 2
Source: RefSeq, a predicted model, not a curated record